AACACUAAACCCCAGUGUCUUUAGGCCGAAUGAUUGCUCUAAAACUCCAUGUUUUCCUUUAGCUCUUGACCGAACCCGGUGGCGAUUGAUAGUUGCAGCACGGCCAAAUACUCGUGCGGUGGUGAGCGGUGAGUUUCGCUGUUUUGCACCGUACUGGCGCUAAACCUCGCCGCCGUGGAUACUGCGAUAAACCCUUCUUGAAAUCCCUAGCAGAGAAAAUGGCUUCAAAAUCAUAUAUAAUAUCACCACCAAAUCUCCCAAGUCAAACGAAACACUUUAUCCAAAUCUGCCAAUCAACAACAAACCCACUUCCCAAUUUGCCUAAAAAUCUCAUCUUGACUUCACGUCCAAAAAAAUUAAGGUUGUUUGCUGUGGCAGAAGAGCAAACCUCAGCCGCCAGGGGGCUUGACGUUGACAACAUUCCCAGAACUGUGAAUAAUGACGAGCUCACAAAGAUUGUUGAAGAACAUGGCGCUGUCGAGAAAGCGGAGUGUAAUUCUAGUGUUUCGUCGUCACCAUUCACGGAGAAGCACUCAUUACAGAGGUACCAAAGGGACCACUGGGUCUAUAACAACAACAAUCACCGGCUGCAAUCUCUUAACAAUGAUGACCAUGCUGCGUCUUGCUCCGUCCCGCCUGAUGCUGACUCCAUCAGGCUAAAUGACAUCACUUUGCAGCUGCCAGAGCUCAGGAGGCUGCUUCAGGUUUUGAAACAGAAGAGAGAGAGCUGUGGGGCCCUAGAACCCGGGACUGGACCAGGGAAUGUCUUCUUGGUGGGGACAGGACCUGGAGAUCCCGAGCUCUUGACAUUAAAAGCGGUGAGAGUCAUACAAAUGGCUGAUCUUUUGUUGUACGAUAGGUUGGUUUCUAAUGCUGUAUUAGACUUGGUUGGCCCUGAUGCUAGGCUUCUCUAUGUUGGCAAAACUGCUGGCUAUCAUAGCCGAACUCAGGAAGAGAUACAUGAGUUGCUUUUGAGUUUUGCUGGAGCUGGAGCUACUGUUGUUAGACUAAAAGGAGGGGAUCCACUGGUAUUCGGAAGGGGUGGAGAAGAAAUGGACUUUCUGCAACAGCAAGGGAUUCAGGUCAAGGUUAUCCCCGGUAUUACUGCUGCUUCAGGAAUAGCAGCAGAGCUGGGUAUUCCUUUGACCCAUAGAGGUGUUGCAAAUAGUGUUAGAUUUCUCACAGGUCACUCAAGAAAAGGGGGAACAGAUCCUCUCUUUGUUGCAGAGAAUGCUGCUGACCCUGAUUCAACUUUAGUGGUUUAUAUGGGCUUAUCAACCCUCCCUUCUCUUGCUCUAAAGUUGAUACAUCAUGGUCUACCACCAGAUACACCAGCUGCUGCAGUUGAGCGAGGAACCACACCUCAACAACAGAUGGUCUUUGCAGAGCUGAAGGAUCUUGCUGAUAAAAUCAAAACGGCAGAGUUAGUAUCACCAACACUAAUCAUUAUUGGGAAGGUUGUUGCGCUUUCACCAUUCUGGCCGCAUUCUUUGAAAGAAGCGCCUUGUGUGGUGGUCAAGGCCUAAAAGACGUCUAUGAAGCAGCUUAUCAAAUUAAUAAUUAUUAUGAGGUUGAUUUGUUUAAUUUGGCAUGUUAAGAGAAAGUGACGUCUCAAUUUCUUGGCUGCUUUGAGGCAUAGGCACAGCCAUUUUUGGUAUUUCUUGGACUUCUUAACAUAAAGCAAUACCAAAUUUCAUUAUACUUCGAAUUUGAUUUGUUUGACGUCCCCUCUUAAUACGUAAUCAAGAAUCAAAUGAACAUAGUUGCGUGAACAACUUGAAUA
This is a messenger RNA of Durio zibethinus, 1783 nucleotides long. RefSeq names its product S-adenosyl-L-methionine-dependent uroporphyrinogen III methyltransferase, chloroplastic-like. The record is from RefSeq and is a predicted model, not a curated record. Gene Ontology annotation, biological process: siroheme biosynthetic process. Gene Ontology annotation, molecular function: uroporphyrin-III C-methyltransferase activity. NCBI's taxonomy places the organism in Eukaryota, Viridiplantae, Streptophyta, Magnoliopsida, Malvales, Malvaceae.